This is a messenger RNA of Benincasa hispida (wax gourd), 2421 nucleotides long. Lineage: Eukaryota; Viridiplantae; Streptophyta; Magnoliopsida; Cucurbitales; Cucurbitaceae. The record is from RefSeq and is a predicted model, not a curated record.
AUGGAAGGCUCGCGUGUCGAGUUUGAGCAUCAAAAGAGGAACGCGUGUCGAGCAAGCUCUCAUCAUCGAGUUCCACAUCAAGUAGUGAGUCCUCUCGUCGAGUAUUUAACAGAGAGUCCUGGAAAUGUCUUUCGAGAGAUUUCAGGUGAAGGGCUAGACAAUAGUAUAAAAAAGAAGAGAAUUUCAAGGGCUCAGUUUGGAAGUUUUACUCGAGCAAACCAGGAGAACUUGGUACCAUUCGAAAGCUCUUCGAGUCUAGUUGCUCAAAUCAAGCCUUUGGAAGGAGAUCUCACCGGAAAUAAGGUCGAGAAGGAAAGAAGUGUUAGAGUUUUGGUGUUGCUGAUGGCCUUGAGGAUGCUGGUUGAAUCUGGAAGGAUUCCCCCUAUACACCUGCUGCUGCAGAUGCAAAGCAAGUUGUCUAUGCGCCAUGCAGACAAGCUUCAACAAAGUGGAGCUCCUUCACAUUGUAUACAGCUUACUGCUCUAACUUAUGUCAUUGUGUUCAAAAAAAGAGAGUUUCUCUCUACAAAAAAUUCUUUUCUCCCUCACACCAAAGCUCUCUCUCAUAAGAACUCUUCUUAUCAAAUUAAGGAUCCCACAAUCCUUGAUCCUUGUUUGGACAAUAACAAGAAAAUCGAGUGGUGGUGUGUUGCUACAGGUUCAUGUUCAUUCGUGAGUUUGGGAAGAAGAUCUGGUGUUCAUGAGUUUGUGAAAUGGAAGAAGACUGUGUUGAAGAGGGUCUUCAAGAGGAGAGUUCAUGUGAGGGAGCUCUAUUUUGUGUUCCUUGAUGCUCUUAUUAAUAAAUUUCUUAAAAGAGCUGGUGCAGACAAUGCUCCUACACAAAGACCCACCAUGAGGGAUCUUGUGAUAGAAUUGAUAGGUAGAGUGAGACAGGCUUGGCCUAAAACUAGCAAGUUGUUGUUAGCAGAGCUGAGUGUCAAAUAUGUCAUCCUUCAAGUUAUGUGUCUUAUUAGUUCUCAUGUCAUCAAGUUGCUCACCUGCUAUCUUCAUUUGAUUUGUGGGAUUUUGUUGGCUCAAAAGUCUGUUUUGGUUAUUGUGGACGAGUGUAUAGGUCUUACUCCUGAUGUUCUUACCUUUAGUUGCAAUAUGUUUCAAGGAUAUCAUGUUCUUUGUAGCGGCAACAAAAAAUAUUUCAAACCAGCCUAUUGAUAUUACAUUUCAAGGAGAAUAAUCCAUUAUGACUGUUUUAUUUAGUAAACGAAUUAUGCAAUUAUUGACCUUUGAAUUAUGGGAAGUGUCUCUUCAAAUUCACCAGUGUAUUGAACGAAAAGCUAAGGUGAAUGUUUUAUUUCAAGUGAUGUGUUUGUCUGCUACUACAACUGAAAUUGCCUUUACUAUUGGUGGAAUGGAUAGUGGUCCUGGUGGUUUAAACUGUUUUGGUUGUUUUUCUAAGAUAGACAAAGGGGAAGAAUAGUUCUGCCUCUGUCUUCUUGUUGUUAUCUCUACUUUGAUAAGAUAGUCUUUAGGUUGUGUGGUUAUUGGUUUUCUGCAUCUCUUAUGAUUUUUUUUUUGUCUGAUUCUAUGUUUUUAACUUGCUGGUUGUGUUUGUGUUCAAUUAUCUUGCCUUAAAAAAUAAUAGCCAAAGGAGGAGUUUGUUAGAGAUUAUGAAAUUGGUUGUAUUCGUUUAAGGAUGCUUGAGUUUGUUUUUUAGGCUGUUUUGAUGAUGCCACAAAAAUUGUCUCAUAGAAUUUCUCUCAGAAUGCUGAUUCUACAAACUUUAUUUUUUUCUUAUAUAGCAAAUUCUACAAAUUUAUUUUUUGGAUUCUUUCCUUGUUUAUGCUCUGUAGAUUUUGCAUAUGGGUGUUUUCCUAUUUCCGUUGUGUCUAUUUAAAUCCAAGACGAUGUCUUGCUAGAGUUGGCGCUUUUGAACAUUUUGUUUGAAGCUUUUCAUCUUAUGGUGGUCGUGGUAUAUGCCAAUCUCAAUGAUUGUGAUUCAGAAUUAUUUUUUAUCUUGAAGUUGUGCUUUUGAUUGUUGUUGAAACAUGCUUGGUCUUAAGGAGAGCCUAAGACAUCACUACUUGAGAAGGUUGGGGGAGCCUAAGUUCAUGAAGUGAAGUGGUCUUCAUUUGAGGGUGGAAAGAUAGAAGUUGAAAGGAAGUCCCGUACUUAAGAGGCCUAAGUGAAUGUUCACUAAUAUUUUUAUACUUAGGAGGAGCCUAAAUACAUUGAAAGUGAGGAGAUCUCACAGUUAGGGGGAACCUAAAUAUGUUCAAAGUGAGGAGAUCUCACACUUAGGUGGAUCAUUCGCUAAGUUGGCUAUUUGAGUGUCACUGUAAUUGUCGUUUAUUUAUAGAUAAACAUAUUGUUGCAAUUGCUUGACUUUAUAUUAGUGAAAAUAUCUCUCCACAGGCACACUACUCCUGAAACAUAGGUGGUACUAUACCAAACUGGGUUACCAAA